AUGAUAAGGAGUGGAAAAUUAUUUGGCAGCUUAAUUUCCCUACAGUAUGUUAUAGAAUUUCAGAAACGUGGGCUCCCCCAUGCUCAUAUUGCAUUUAGAGUAGCCGGAGGUGGUCCCGUUAAUAGUUGUGAUAUAGAUGCGUUUGUAAGAGCAACAAUACCAUCAGAAAAGGAAGCCGGUGGUCGUUUAAGAGAAUUGGUACGACAACACAUGGUACACGGUCCAUGUGGCAUCGACUAUUUGGGAUGCCCAUGCAUGGAUAAAGAAAAGAAAAUUUGUACCAAAAACUAUACAAAACAACUUAACGACGUAACACACAUUGAUGACAAAGGAAUGAUCAAUUAUAAAAGACCAAAUUCAGGAGAUUUACUUACAUUAUCCAACGGAAAAACGGUUAAUAAUCAAUGGAUUGUCCCAUACUGUCCCUCUGUACUACUCUUAAUGAACUGUCACUGUAAUUUGGAAAUUGCCACAACAACUAAAGUUAUUAAAUAUCUUUAUAAAUAUUUGCACAAGGGACCUGAUCAUGCGUUAGCCUCUGUAAUAGAAAACAUGAACUCAGAAGAUGAAAUUGAAAAUUAUGUAAAUUAUAGAUAUAUAUCUUCAUCUAAGGCUUUAUGGCGCAUUUUUGAAUAUGAUUUGUGCCACUGUCAUCCAGCGGUUGUACCACUUCCCAUUCAUUUGGAAAAUGAACAAUGCGUCAUAUUUCGAGCAGGAGAAGAAUCAGAUGCUGCAAGUAAAGCUUUUUCAAAACUGAUGCUAUAUUUCGGGAGGCCAAGAACUCGUGAAUUUGAAAGUUUAAGUUACCUUGACUUUUAUGAACAAUAUAAUGUGGAAACGAAAGAUCGAAAAAAUUCUUUGGUAUCAGUAAUCAGGCACUAA
Molecule: messenger RNA, 882 nt
Organism: Condylostylus longicornis
Lineage: Eukaryota; Metazoa; Arthropoda; Insecta; Diptera; Dolichopodidae
Exons: 1
Coding region: 1-882 (293 amino acids)
Source: RefSeq, a predicted model, not a curated record